AUGAUUCUCUUCGGACGUCUUGCGCCCUUGGCCAUCGCACUCUCACUCUUGACACCUCUCGUCAGUGCCCUAACUUAUCAUGGAGCCGAUUACUCUUCCUUGAUUAACCUCGAAAAGAGUGGUCGCACGUACAAAGACAGUGGCAGUACUGCCAAAUUCGACGCUAUCCUUGCUAAACACGGAACCAAUCUCGCACGAAUCCGUAUUUGGACCAGCUCCAGCGAUGCCAAUUACGAUCUGAAUUAUGGAAUACAACUGGCAAAAAGGGCAAAGGCGCUUGGGAUGAAGUUGUUAAUUGAUUUGCACUACAGCGACACUUGGGCCGACCCUGGUCAUCAAGCAAUCCCAUCUGGUUGGCCUACGGAUUUGAGCGGAUUGAACAGCAAGAUCUACACCUACACCAAAGAUCUCGUCUCCACUUUCUCAGCCCAAGGUGUCCCUAUUGACUUUAUCCAGAUUGGAAAUGAGAUCAACGAUGGCAUGUUAUGGCCUACAGGACGUAUCUCCGUUAAUGGCUACUCCCCCCUCUCUCAGCUCCUUCAUUCGGCAGCCAACGGUGUCCGAGAUGCCUCUUCAUCAGUCAAGAUCAUGGUUCACCUCGCUGACGGAUGGAAAGGUUCUGCCGUAUCCUCUUUUUAUCAGCAAAUUUUCCUCCCCGGUCAAUUCGCUACAUCUGACAUCGAUAUCAUGGGUUUCUCAAUGUACCCGUUUUACAAUACCGGCGCGACCCUCUCCGCCUUGAAAUCGUCUCUUACAAGUUUGAUCACCAAAUACAAUAAAGACAUCAUGAUCGUGGAAACUGACUGGGCCGUUUCUUGUCCUGGUGUAACAAUGAGCGAGCCUUCAAUUCCAAUCAGCACUGACGGGCAGACUUCAUGGGUAUCUAAAAUCCGAGAUGUAGUCGCUGGCCUUCCAGGUGGCCAUGGACUUGGCAUUGUGUACUGGGAACCGGGAUGGAUUGGCAACGCUAACUUGGGUUCAAGCUGUGCAAAUAUGAAUAUUCACCCACCACAGGACGCACUUCUAGUCGAUGGCUCUGGAAACACUCGUUCAUCCAUCACCAUGUUUUCUGCAGCCAUGUAAAAAGUUUUUUUUAAAAUUGUACACAAGCUAAUUGCUACACUUCGUUUACAUAAAUACUUA
Messenger RNA from Marasmius oreades (fairy-ring Marasmius), 1143 nucleotides. RefSeq lists its product as uncharacterized. The transcript is spliced from 11 exons. NCBI's taxonomy places the organism in Eukaryota, Fungi, Basidiomycota, Agaricomycetes, Agaricales, Marasmiaceae. Gene Ontology annotation, molecular function: glucosidase activity. Bases 1 to 1083 code for a protein of 360 amino acids. The record is from RefSeq and is a predicted model, not a curated record. Gene Ontology annotation, biological process: pectin catabolic process.